Alosa alosa (allis shad) is the source of this 714-nucleotide messenger RNA. RefSeq lists its product as uncharacterized. Lineage: Eukaryota; Metazoa; Chordata; Actinopteri; Clupeiformes; Clupeidae. The record is from RefSeq and is a predicted model, not a curated record. The coding region runs from base 1 to 714 and encodes 237 amino acids. The transcript is spliced from 4 exons.
AUGCAUGGUUUGCCGUGCUCCUCUCUGCAGUACUGCUUCGGCGGCCCUGCGGACGUGUCGGCCGACCCAACGCAGGACGUGAACCCCGAGACCUGCCACGGCGAGUUUGACCCCGCCGAGUUCCCGCGGCCCAUCUCUGCCCAGCCUGCGUCCAAGGAGCCGGCGAGCGAGCUCAGAGACUCGAGUCCUGUGUCAUGCCAUGUCAGCCAUGUGUCGAUCCGAUCUAAAGCUCCCAACGGCACCAAGCCCAGCUCUGCUGAGCCGGAGCUGGAGCUGGAGCUGGAGGAGGAUGUACACAGCCUCCAGUCCUCUCCCAGCCUCAGGGAGCUCUCUGAUGAUGAAGCCCAGGAGGGCAGCCCUGACCUGGGCAUGAAGUACCCGCAGAUCCCUCGACCCUCCAUCAUCAGACACCCACAGGAAUGCCCUCCCCAGGAAGGCCAGACUGAGGACAGAGAUUAUGGAGUGAUAGAAGAUGGACCGUUAUCAUCAGAUCAGAACCUUCCUCCCCUUCUUUCCACCGACCCACAUCUGUUUCCUUCUGACCCGACCCUUCGCAUGACCUCAUCGUGUGACCCCUCAGUCCCUCAGGUCACACCACUCCAGUCCCAGAGUGGGAACAGGAAAUGCAUCCCAGGAACCCCGAACGGCCCUCCAGAAAUGUCCAGACCAAACCAUCUGACGCCUUCUCAUGGGUUCUUACAACUCACCCCCUAA